UAAAAAACCAGUCUAUUUUGUUAUCAGUUAAUUUUACGACAUAUGAGGAGGCAGUUUCAUCAUCAGCUGAAUCCGAAUUCUAUAUAUUUCUUAUCUCGUUGCUGCACAUCAUUAAAAUGGCGCAAACGUUGGAUGACGCACUGCUUGCUGCUGAUAGAGCUGUUAAAUUUGAUAAAAACAGCCAAUACUUGCAAGCAUUGUAUUAUUAUGAUAUCGCUAUAAAACUGCUUACCAAGCUGGAAUUAGAAGACACGUAUGAAGACAAACUUUCAGACUAUCGUGAGAGGAUUUCAUGGAUACAGCAUUACAUUAAUGAAGAAGAGCAGAGUAAUCACAAGUUUGAAUCUACUCAUCAGUCUGAGUUACAGAGAUGCAAGUUUCUUUUGAACCAAGCACUGGAUGCAGAUGAAGCAGGUUGUAAAGACAUUGCUGUAAAGCUAUAUACUGAAGCGGCUGAACUUGGUCUUAGCGCAAAAACUGUUGACACAGAAGUUAAAACAAAAUUAACGAAUCUUGUUAGAGUUGCCAUAGAGCGGGCAGAGGCUUUGAAAGGAAUUAAAGUUGUCGAGAAUGACAGUGUUAUGAAAAGUCUCGCUAAACUACCAUCUGUGCCAGAGACCAAUUUUCCAGACAUCGAUGAUACGCCAAUAGAAUCAGAACAACCAGUAAACGCACCAUCGACACCAACUGCUGCUCCAAGUGCCAGAAAUACCAGAUCCUCGCUUCAUCGGGGAAGCAGUGGCCAUCUCAAAGUAACUGGAGGUAGCACCAAUUAUACCGAAGAAGAGAAAAGAGUGUUGCUUUACAGCUCGCACAUAAAUGACAAUGAAUUUGUACCGUUUAUGAGCAUUGAUCUCGCUGAAAAGUUCCAAUAUGCUAUUCCAUUUACCGACAAGGAUGGAUUUUUGGAACUAGCGCCGAAACAGAAGCCUGACUUUACCGGAUGGCGCCGACCGGAAGAAAUAUAUUCAGAUCCCAAAAUGGUCAUCGGGCAUAAUGUUGACUACUACAGCAUAAAACAAACUGUGGUUUCUGACUGUUCAUUUGUCGCUUCGCUUGCUGUGAGUGCUCAAUAUGAGAAAAAGUUUGGGCGCAGAUUAAUAACGUCCAUUAUUUAUCCCAAAAACAAACAGAAGGAACCUAUUUAUAAUCCAUUUGGAAAAUACAUGGUGAAACUACACAUCAAUGGCAUUCCACGUAAAGUAAUAAUAGAUGACCUUCUGCCUGUAAGCCGAUACAACCAAUUACUCUGUUCCUACUCUAGCAAUCGUGGGGAGCUAUGGAUUUCUUUACUCGAGAAGGCUUAUAUGAAAGUAAUGGGUGGUUACGAUUUUCCCGGAUCGAAUAGUAAUAUAGAUUUACAUGCCUUAACUGGCUGGAUACCCGAAAGAUGGGCGAUAAGACCGAAUGAGCCGGAUUUUAAUAAGGACAAUCUGUUCGAUACAUUACUAUUGCGACUUCAUAAAGGAGAUGUUCUAGUCACUGUAGCCACGGGAGAGCUAUCGGACUUGGAUGCAGAACGCACGGGCCUUGUGCCAAGUCACGCAUAUGCUGUUCUCGAUGUGAAAAAGAUUAAUGGAGAAAGGUUGUUACAACUGAAAAACCCGUGGUCUCAUUUACGAUGGAGAGGCAAUUAUUCUGAACUCGACAUAAGGCACUGGACUCAGGAUUUGAAGGAAGCAUUGCAUUACGACCCAGAAUCUGCUUCCGAGUUUGACAACGGUGUCUUUUGGAUCGAUUACGACAGUAUAUGUCGGUUCUUUGAUGUAUUUUAUUUAAACUGGAACCCAGGACUGUUUAAUUAUACCUAUUGCAUACACCAAAUGUGGAAAGCUGGCAUUGGGCCUGCAAAGGACGCGUACAAUAUCGGUGACAAUCCACAAUUCUCGUUGGAUGCGCAAACCAAAGGAAGUGGCGCUAUUUGGAUACUUCUUACGCGACAUAUUACGGAUAUAGCAGACUUCCGGCAAAAUCAAGAAUAUAUUACAGUUUUAGUUUAUCGCAACGACGGGAAAAGAGUGUAUUAUCCACAUGAUCCGCCACCGUACAUCGACGGCGUCAGAAUAAACAGCCCGCAUUAUUUGUGCAAGAUCAAACUAAGCGAGCAAAGUGACACGAAAUAUACUUUAGUCAUAUCUCAGUAUGAAAAAACGAACACUAUUUACUACACGCUUCGCGCGUAUGCAACGUGUCCAUUCAUAUUGCGGAAAAUACCUCAACUUUACAAAUACGAAAAAGAGGUUACAGGUCAGUGGAAGGGUGUCACAGCAGGAGGAUGCGGUAAUCAUCCCACAUACAUGGACAAUCCACGAUAUCAAAUAGUGCUUGAAAGCUCUAACAACAAUAAUUAUUUGUUAAUUAUUUUGAAAGGACCUAAGCAGUAUCAAAUAGGUUUCGACAUCAAUACUGUUGUGCUGAAUGACACAAAUGCGCCGACUGCGUUUAAAACGAAAAGUUCUGGACCAUUUAGAUCUGGGUUCGUAUAUUUAGAACUGGAAGACGUACCGGCAGGAACGUACCAUAUUGUUCCUUCAACGUAUACGCCUGGUCAAGAGGGACCAUUCUUCCUGAUUUGUAAAUCUUCUUGUAAUUUGCAGCUUCAGCUUCUUUAACAAAUUGAAGAAAUCGUUGAAUAGUAAGCGCGCAAUUGUAAAUCAAAUGAUUGAUUCAGGGAAGCAAUUAAGGAGAGCUUGUUUUACAACAGUUUUAUUUUAUAUUCCAAAAGUAUAAAUGAGACUAGACAUCUACAAAUUGUAUUAAUAUCAAGAUUUGUAAGACUAGCUGUAACUUAAGGUUGUUACCUGAUUUACAUGCCAUUAAUGCUUGGAUGCAAAAUUUUAUAGCACUUAAUUUUGUUCGUGUCCAUCACGUCUACACUUGCGAAAAAUAUGUAUUUAAAUAAAAAAUUAAACCUGCCACGCGUAAUUUUAUUACAUAUAUAAGUACGAAGUUCGGCGUGUUACACAUAAUCGUUGUUAUUUGCUUAUCUACUCUUUAUAUUGACAUUUUUUAUGUUUACGCAUUUUGCGCUUAUUUUAUAAAAUUAGUUUUCAUUUUAAUAUAUUUAUGAAGAUGAA
Molecule: messenger RNA, 3077 nt
Organism: Linepithema humile (Argentine ant)
Lineage: Eukaryota; Metazoa; Arthropoda; Insecta; Hymenoptera; Formicidae
Product: calpain-7-like
Biological process (GO): proteolysis
Molecular function (GO): calcium-dependent cysteine-type endopeptidase activity
Source: RefSeq, a predicted model, not a curated record